AUGGUCGGGUCAGUUGGUGCCACGCAGCUGGGUCUUUUCCUGCUGCAGAUCCUGUUAUCCUGUUAUGGGCUAGCCAGCGGACACCUCGCGCGUCCCCAGAGAUCCCUGUUCCCCGAGGCUCCGCUCGUGGAGCAUGUGGAGCACCUGCCUCCGUUGGGCUGGAACAGUGUGGGCGGCGGAUUCGGAGUGGGCGGUGGAGGAUUAGGCGGAUUCGGUGGAGGAUGGGGCUACAGUCCCGUUGGCCUCGGGCACAUGAGCAAGGAUGAGCUGCUGACCCUGCUGGAGGCCUGGAAGGAGGUGGAGCAGGAGCAGGAAUCGCCGGCUGCGACCACGACAGCGCCGCCAGCGGAGGAGACCAGCACCACACGGAGGCCGCUUCCUCCGCCGCCACCUCCUCCUCCUCCGCCACGCCCCAUUCCCAUACCCAUUUCGAUUCCCCAGCUUCCGCCCUCCGGAACUCCCAUCACCGUGCGACUCCCUGCAUUUGUGCCUAUUCGUUUGGCUGCAGUGUUUACUCCGCCUGCAGGAGGAGCAGGAGGAGGAUUAGGAGGAGGAGCUGCUCCCGAUGGAGGAGCAGAGGCUGGAGGAGAUGACAUGGCCACCGAUGAUGCGCCCGAUGACGACGCCUCUCCCCGUCUGUUUCGAUUUAUGCCCAUGCCAGGGCCAGUUCGUCCCAGGACCACCCAGUUCCAGCCCAGACAGCAGGCUGUGGUGAGGAACACCCUGGACAGCGUGGAUGUGGGCACUGCUCCGGUCAGGCAGCAGGUUAGGCCGGAAGUCAAGCCCAAAGCAGUAGCCCCUCCGUCUAUUCCCAAGGCUCCCAGCCACCCGGCUCCCUUCUUCCGACCCAGAUUCGGCAUGCCUCCGCAUCUGGCCAACGCCCGCUUUGAACUGGUGCCCUCCUCACAAAUCAUCGGCGACUGGCGGGAGUGAUCCUCA
This is a messenger RNA of Drosophila takahashii, 939 nucleotides long. RefSeq lists its product as uncharacterized. Lineage: Eukaryota; Metazoa; Arthropoda; Insecta; Diptera; Drosophilidae. The record is from RefSeq and is a predicted model, not a curated record.